AUGCUUGCAGAAGAAGAAGAAGUCCAGAAUGAGAGGGUAAGCAUCCCCCGAGCAUAUCAAUCGAAACACCUCCGACGCAAGGAGAAACGGAUCGAUCUGACAUUCCGAUAGAACCCAGCCUUCGUCCUUCGAGCCGUAAAAGACGUAGUGUUCGAAGACAGACCCAUCCCCCAACUCCGCGACCCACACCACGUCCGUGUGCACAUCGCGCAAACGGGAAUCUGCGGCUCCGACGUCCACUACUGGCAACGGGGCAGGAUUGGAGACUUCAUCCUCAAAAGCCCCAUCAUCCUCGGGCACGAGAGCUCAGGCGUCGUCGUCCAAAUCGGCAGCGAAGUGAAGAACGUCAAGCCCGGGGACCGCGUAGCUAUCGAGCCGGGAGUUCCAUGCCGGCGUUGCGAUUACUGCCGGAGCGGUGCUUACAACUUGUGUGCAGACACGGUAUUUGCUGCGACGCCGCCGUGGGAUGGGACGCUUGCGAAGUACUAUCUCGUUGCCUCGGACUAUGUGUAUCCCAUUCCGGACCACAUGUCCAUGGAAGAAGGAGCUUUGGUUGAACCGACGGCCGUUGGCGUGCAGAUCACCAAAGUCGCAGACCUCAGAGCUGGCCAGACUGUCCUGGUGCUGGGCUGUGGGCCCAUCGGGGUCAUGUGCCAGGCCAUCGCUAAGGCAUAUGGUGCAAAGAAGGUCAUCGGCGUCGACGUCGUGCAGUCAAGGCUGGAUUUCGCAAAGACAUUCGGAGCAGACGACUGCUUCUUGCCGCCCAAGCCGGAGGCGGGCAGCGAUCCGGUUGAGCAUUCGGAGAAAGUCGCGAACAUGAUCAAGGAACGAUUCGGGCUGGGGGAAGGCGCCGAUGUGGUCUUGGAGUGCACUGGCGCAGAGCCUUGCAUUCAGAUGGGUGUAUUCGCGGCGCGGAAAGGGGGGAUCUACGUCCAGGCCGGGAUGGGCAAGGAGAACGUCGUCUUUCCCAUAACUACAGCCUGCAUCCGAGCCUUGGUGAUCAAAGGGUCGAUCAGAUACACGACCGGCUGCUACCCGGCUGCUGUGGACCUGGUAGCUUCGGGCAAGAUUGAUGUGAAACGGUUGAUCACGAAUCGGUUUGACUUCGAAAAGGCCGAGGACGCCUUUGAAUUGGUCAGAGCCGCGAAGCCAGAUGUCUUCAAAGUCAUGAUAGCAGGUGUCCAGUAG
This is a messenger RNA of Lecanosticta acicola, 1188 nucleotides long. Lineage: Eukaryota; Fungi; Ascomycota; Dothideomycetes; Mycosphaerellales; Mycosphaerellaceae. The record is from the annotation of a GenBank genome assembly.